AUGAAAUUAAGCAGACGAGAAGUCCCACUGUAUGGGGAGGCGAAGGUGUAUGCGUCGAUCGAAGGGUGCGAGGAUACAGAAUUGUUUGUGGUUCUGGAAGGCUCCACCCUGAAACACACAGUACCCGUACGACACCACAAUAUGUUCUACUUCAUCGCACCAGGCCAUAAUUGCGAGGAGCGCGUGUGUGUGCAGGCCUUUAGACACUCGGGCGAUGGUCUGGAGCUGGUGGGAGUGGCCUAUCUGUGGUACGUGGCAGACGACGCCCAACAUCUCGCAGAGUUCCUGGUAACCCACAGCAACCAGCUCACCGCCUCCACACACCGGCUGCUGAUUGGUCAAUACAACUUGAGUGACAGCUGCAUGCGCGCACAGAUGGACAGGCGAGUUACUAUGGCGACAGCAAACCUGCACCUCCCCUUAACACUCCUGCUCUUCAAACCACAAGAGUCUCUACUGCAUGUGGCAGUGCGUCUGGGCUUUGAGUGUUUGCUGGAGUUCCUGCUGAGCCAACCAGGUGCCUUGCUGGCAGCCAGCGCAGCCAAUGAGCAUGGAGACACACCGCUUCAUCUGGCACAGCUGACCAAUCAGAUGCAGAUCCUCAGGCUGCUCAGCAGGUAA
Molecule: messenger RNA, 621 nt
Organism: Engraulis encrasicolus (European anchovy)
Lineage: Eukaryota; Metazoa; Chordata; Actinopteri; Clupeiformes; Engraulidae
Product: rho guanine nucleotide exchange factor 28
Exons: 4
Coding region: 1-621 (206 amino acids)
Biological process (GO): regulation of Rho protein signal transduction
Molecular function (GO): protein binding
Source: RefSeq, a predicted model, not a curated record